Messenger RNA from Colletotrichum orchidophilum, 822 nucleotides. RefSeq lists its product as uncharacterized. The transcript has a single exon. Bases 1 to 822 code for a protein of 273 amino acids. The record is from RefSeq and is a predicted model, not a curated record. Lineage: Eukaryota; Fungi; Ascomycota; Sordariomycetes; Glomerellales; Glomerellaceae.
AUGGAUUCCAUGCGAAGUUUGAACACCUCCCUCCCGGGCGCCUCCGCAGCCGCCAAGCAGCCGACGCAAAAUGACUCCCCCGAGCAACUCCUCGACGCCUUCAAGGCCGCCGCGCUCUCCGUGACGAAACUCUACAAGACUUCCGCGGCCGCCCAAUCCAAGGCCCGCAUGGACGGCUACCAAGACUGCCUCGACGACAUGCUAUCGUUCCUCGACAAGGAGAGAAUUGGACUGGGCGACGGCGAUGGCUGGAGGAUCCGAAGCUGGGCGACCGAGAGGCUGGACGGUGCCAGAGAUACGGGCUCCCAGAACGCCGAAAGCGACGACGAGGCGGACAAGGCGGAAACCGCGGCCUCUCCGGAGCUGAACAGAACGAGCAGUGGCACACAACUCUCUUCACUGCGGGGGGAAAGCCACCUGAGGACGGACUCGGCGCCCCCUAGUAUCCCGCAACCUGUGGAAGAAGAGGAUGGACCCGAACCCAUACCAAUCACGGUGCCGACGGCAGACUCAUUCACUUUUCAAUCUUCUCACCCCUGGCCGCCUCAACCGCCUCAACAAGACGCCUACCUGAAUCUCGCAAAUCUGGAUCUCUCGGACUCUCGGGCACACGACUCAUCGUCAGCAAACACAAACCCCGCAACGCGCACAGCAAGACCAAGACACCCUGCCAACAACCCGCGUUCGGCAUCAAGACAAGGAAACAACCUGGGCCGCGGCGCAGGUUCGAAGCGGAAGAUCAACUUUGCAGAGAUAUUCGACCUCAGCAGUCUAGACAAGAACAUGUUUGGUGGCGGAUCAAAGCGUAGCAGGCACACAUAG